Caenorhabditis sp. 36 PRJEB53466 is the source of this 631-nucleotide messenger RNA. The record is from the annotation of a GenBank genome assembly. Lineage: Eukaryota; Metazoa; Nematoda; Chromadorea; Rhabditida; Rhabditidae.
AUGAGACGGCUCAUUCUCGUGCUCACCACCUGCGCGUUCGCAGAGUCCAUUGGAACUAUGCUUGUACAAGGACACGCCGACACAAUACGGACCCUCAGAGACAUCGUGAAGCACUCUUACCAGCCGUGAGUUAUCAUUCUUUCUUUUUCGAAGAGCGGGAUAUUGCUUGACAUCAUAACAGGCUCUAAUUUGUGUGUGAACACGAACGAAUGAGUCAGAGCCCUUUGAAAGACCACAAGGAAACCGUCUUUGUUGUCCUCUUUCCCUCAACUUUUCCUUUAUUCAGAGCUCUCCCCGAAUGGCUGCCGCCUCCAGAAAUGCCGACGCCUUCAGAAGUCGUUCUCAGCGAAAGGAAGACGAAGACGUCACCUGCGUCAAAGACGAGAAAAGUUCAGUUUGUCGGCAAAGGCCGUGCUCGUCGUCACAUCGGAAAUGUCGUCGUGGAGUCAGGUACCGUUCCGAAGACGUUAUUUUUCAAUUCGCUUCGGUUCCAGGACAGUGUGACCACGUGGAUCUGAUGGACUGUUCGGACUUCGAAACGGACGAGAUGACGUGCAUGCUGACUGCAACGGGGAUGACGUGUUGCGUGUGCACGGGACUGCUCCGAGCAGCCAAACGGAGUCUGUUCUGA